Toxorhynchites rutilus septentrionalis is the source of this 3147-nucleotide messenger RNA. Its product is annotated as NADP-dependent malic enzyme-like. Bases 370 to 2193 code for a protein of 607 amino acids. NCBI's taxonomy places the organism in Eukaryota, Metazoa, Arthropoda, Insecta, Diptera, Culicidae. Gene Ontology annotation, biological process: malate metabolic process; pyruvate metabolic process. Gene Ontology annotation, molecular function: NAD binding; malate dehydrogenase (decarboxylating) (NAD+) activity; malate dehydrogenase (decarboxylating) (NADP+) activity. Gene Ontology annotation, cellular component: mitochondrion. The record is from RefSeq and is a predicted model, not a curated record. The transcript is spliced from 3 exons.
UAGGGUGAGGUUACAUGUGACUCUCCGAUCUAGAUCACAUUAGAGGCUCUGCUUCCUCUUUUCUUGUUUAUUUAGGUACUUCACUUCACUACGGAGUUCACUAAAAAAACAACUCGAAGGGGAUUAAAGAAAACUUCAACACAAUGCUUGUAUCGAAGAAGCUGAAACCACAUCCAACUCCGUCAAGCAAUUGACGAGGAAUGUGGCUGUUCAAUAGUCACGAACAGAUAUAGCGGUAAUAGAAGCCACAACUAAAACUAAAUUUAUUUUCAAUAAUUAUUGUUCCCCGCUCUCUAAAAUCCAAGCAAGCUGUUUUUUCAGAACGAUGAUUGAAGCUUCAAGAGAGACAAAAUUUUAUACCAAACGAUAAUGAUUAUGUCCGUCAUUACAACUUGUUCAAAAACAGCUUCACGAUGGUCCUUGCCACGUUGCCGACAAAUGCUCAAAAACUCUUCGUAUGGUGUUCACAAUGAAGCAUCCAGUCGCGGGUUCACUCCCAGCCAGUACCGAGGCAUCGAUUAUUUACGGGAAGCUCGACUGUACAAGGGCACCGCAUUUUCGUUGGCCGAACGUCAAACGCUGGGCAUUCAUGGCCUGUUGCCGGCUGGAUUCCGAACCAUGGAAGAGCAACUGGAUCUGUGUCGGUUGUCGUUCUCGCGCUACAGCGAAGAUCUGAACAAGUACGUGUACAUGAUGGAACUUCAGGAUCGCAACGAGAAGUUGUUUUUCCGGCUGCUCACCGAGGAGGUGGAAACGAUGAUGCCCAUUGUGUAUACGCCCACCGUGGGUGUUGCCUGCCAGAAGUUUGGACUGAUCUUCCAUCGACCGAGGGGCCUCUUCAUUACGAUCAACGAUCGGGGUCACGUGUACGAUGUGCUCCGGAACUGGCCCGAACCGGAAGUGCGAGCGGUUGUGGUGACCGACGGGGAGCGUAUCCUUGGCUUGGGUGAUUUGGGAGCCUGUGGAAUGGGAAUUCCGGUGGGGAAGUUGUCACUGUACACGGCUCUGGCGGGAAUUCAGCCGCAUCACUGUCUUCCGGUUCAUAUUGACGUGGGAACCAACAAUGAGGAGUUUCUGAAUGAUCCGCUGUAUCUGGGAUUGCGGAGGAGACGAGCUCAUGGCAAUGUGUACGAAGCGCUGAUCGAUGAGUUUAUGGACGCAGUUGUCAGACGAUACGGUCAGAACACGCUGAUUCAGUUCGAGGACUUUGCCAAUCGGAACGCGUUUAGAUUCCUCCAGAAGUAUAGAAACUCUUAUUGUACCUUCAACGAUGACAUCCAAGGAACUGCCGCCGUAGUGCUGGCCGGAAUGUACGCCUCGCGAAAAAUUGUGGAUAGGAAAAUUUCGGAUCAUACUUUUUUGUUCUUGGGGGCUGGCAGCGCUUCGAUUGGGAUUGCCAAUUUGUUGGUAAAAGCAAUGGAAAGUGAAGGAACGUCAGCUGAUGCUGCGUGUGACAAGGUUUGGAUGUUUGACAUUCAUGGUCUUCUAGUGGAGAGCAGAAAGGAUCUGGGAGAACAACAAGAAGUGUAUGCAAAACAGCACGAGCCGUCUUCGAAUUUUGCUGAGGUGGUCAAGCAGGUAAAGCCAACGGUUCUUCUAGGCGCUUCGGCUGCACCAGGGGCUUUCACGCGUGAAGUUUUGGAGUCUAUGCGUAACAAUAAUGAACGCCCGAUUAUUUUCGCCCUAUCAAAUCCCACAUCGAAGUGUGAAUGUACGGCCCAAGAAGCGUAUGAUUACACCGAAGGUCGCUGCCUUUUCGUAUCGGGAUCACCCUUCCCACCUGUUCAGUUCAAUGGGAAAACUUUUCAUACGGGUCAGGGUAACAAUGCCCAUAUAUUCCCUGGUGUUGCCUUAGGAGUGAUCGUUUCAGGUACGCAUCAUAUUCCGGACGAUAUUUUUGUGACUGCUGCGAAGAGUGUGGCCAACCAAGUAUCAGACGAAGACAUAACAAAUGGGGCCUUGUAUCCACCCGCGAGCCGGAUCAAAGACUGCUCUUCUCAAAUCGCGCUCGAUGUCAUUGAAUACGCGUACAGAAAUGCAAUCGCUUCAACCUAUCCCGAACCGGAAGACAAAGUGGCUUUCGUUCAAUCAAAUCAGUACAGCUUUUGUUACGAUUCAGCUUUACCUGUCAAGUGGACGUGGCCCAAGGACUCCUGUCGGAUCGCUCAGGACACGAACAUCUUGAAGGGAUAAAUUAGUUUGUGGUUUCAUAGUUAUUCUGUUUAUUUUGGAUCAACAUAAUGUUACCCCGCCGUGAAAUAUUAUAAUUUUUAAUUAUAUUAGACCAUCGAUAAAUAUUUGUAUUAUUAUACCUUUCUUAUAUCUGAAGAUAAUUGCCUUGUCUCUUACCUUUCACUACUGUUGGGGCGAAUUCGCAUGAACUCGGUUGGUGAGAAACCAGAGCACUCCGAACAGGAACGAAGGUGGACUGGUUAGAACGUUCCCUUUUUGCAAAAGCUUCCGGGCCUCCUCGACACUAUACUCAGCCACUUCAAUUAUCUCAUCGUCCACUCCACCCCCGCCGGAAGGCACUUUGUCGCCGUCGGUGACUUCCACGUAGAACAGCGUUUGCAACGAUCCCGAUGUUCCCACCCCCGACCGGUAGCUUAUCACCUCUUCGAUCCGCUCCACCGGAACAUCAUAGCCGCACUCCUCCAGAAUUUCCUCCCUUGCAAUCUCGAUCAAGGGGAUCGGUUUGUCCACAAUGCCAGCGCACAGCUCGAGAGUCACAGCCAAGCUUGGAGGGUACUUUUUCAUAUCGAUGCUCCGCCCAUCGUCACCCGCUUCCGCACAAACCAGCCCAUGGUAAACAGCUUGAAAACAGCACAUUUAAUUGACUCAAACAGACGAGUGCCAAUCAAAGCUACCUACCUGGCCGGAACUGCCUGACAAACACCAGCUUCUGUCGGGAGGUAUUGAGUAUCACAAUCGACACCGAAUCGUGCACCUUCAGCAAAUCCCAGGAUUUUUCCUUCCCAUUUUGGGUGUAGUGGAACCGGAAAGGCUUCACGUAGGGCGAAUCCGGUGGCAGUGGUCCGUAGUAAAUAUUGCUGAUAUCGUUCAUUGCAGCAUCGACGGUGGAAACAGUUUCGGAAUGAAAACGGCAGCGACAACGCAGCUGCCAGCUGGCCUUGAUGCAACUGAAAU